Molecule: messenger RNA, 681 nt
Organism: Nicotiana tabacum (common tobacco)
Lineage: Eukaryota; Viridiplantae; Streptophyta; Magnoliopsida; Solanales; Solanaceae
Product: U4/U6 small nuclear ribonucleoprotein Prp31 homolog
Biological process (GO): mRNA splicing, via spliceosome; spliceosomal tri-snRNP complex assembly
Cellular component (GO): U4 snRNP; precatalytic spliceosome; U4/U6 x U5 tri-snRNP complex
Source: RefSeq, a predicted model, not a curated record
UCGGAUUCCUUCUUCAAAACCUAAUUUCUGUUUUCUUCUCUCCAGAAUAGAAUCCGACCCAUCGUGCUCGAAAUUUCAUCCCCAUUAAUGGCAACUGGUGAUGCUUCUUUCCUGGAUGAUCUUGACGGAUUGUCCGAUCAUGAAAAGAAUCUGCUGCGUGCGGCGCUUAAUUAUGAUGACCUAGAUAACUCUUUCAAGCUGCGAAAAUCACGUCGCUACAUUCUGAUGAUGCAGAAAGUUGAAGCUGCACUAAUUGAAUCUGAUGAUAAACCUAAAUCAGGUGGCGUUGAUGAUCCAGAAUAUGAUCAGCAGUUGAUAAUAGACUGCACUGUGUUAUCAGUUGACAUUGAGAAUGAAAUUGCUUUAAUUCACAAUUUCAUACGCGACAAGUAUCAAUUGAGAGUUCCAGAGUUAGAGUCACUUGUUCAUCACCCUAUUGAUUAUGCCCGGGCUGUUAAAAAAAUUGGCCAGGAGAGGGAUAUCACUACUCUUGCCAGCGACUUGGAAGGAUUUCUACCCUCAGCUAUCAUCACGGUUUUCUCUUGUUGGCGACUUGGAAAGAUAAUAGAAGCAUGUGAUAGAGUCCUUGCUCUUGAUUCAGCAAAGGAAAAGCUUGUGCAUUUUGUCCAGAGUCGAAUAGGAUAUAUUGCUCCGAAUCUCUCUGCUGUUGUUGGGAAUGCA